AUGAUAACAAAUGGUUUGAGCGGUUUGUGGUUAUGUUGUACAUAAAUAAAUUCAAAUCGAAUCAAGUUCAAAUUGAGUUCCGUAUAGAACGAUUGCGAUCAGCAAAAUGCUGAGACAACAGCCUUUGAUAAUUCACAUUGUGAAACGAUUCAAGAAGACCAAACCGGGAUUAUUCGUGAAACCGCGUGAUCUGAAAAAGGCAACAUCAAUCGACCGUGCGCUCGAACACUUUGAUGACUUCUACAAAUCAGUCUAUGGUCCACGGUGGGGCGGUAUUCGAGCUUCCUUGCUGUGUGAGAAUAAAUUUGCGGCACUCGUCAAUAAUCAUGGAGAACCGGAGCAAACCAGAGAACAGAUUGAGUUGAAUGGUGGCGUCAAUAUCAGGAAAGUCUUUGAUGUAUACUUUGAUUCCAGUGCCACUGUUGAAACAACCGUACGCACCAAUCAAUCGACAAGAGUUGAUAGAACUGUGGAUAAGUAUGUGCAAGAGAAACAGAAAUCGGAAAUGCGUGCCAUUUACCAGCAACACGUCGAAGAAGAAGAGGAAAAAUUAGCAUUAGAGAAACGAGAAGAUCCAUCACGAGUUAUAGACAUGGCUGAUGUGGUUGAUUAUAAGAAAUCCCUGCAAAAAUCAUUGGCUGAAGAUUCUGAGUUCGAUUUCAAUCGUAUGAUUUCGGCCGAAGUUGGCGUGAUGGGUCUGCAAGAGUUCAUACCAGCCACAAAAUUAAAAGGAAUGGAAGAUUUCAUUCCCGAAUCAGAUCAUUAUCAAUACUAUAACACAGCCGUGGAUUUUCCACUAACAUUUGAACCGGAAACCGAUUUUCUAUUCCCGAAAACGUUAGAUAUUUACAUGUAUCCCAAAGGAGAUAUAUCACGAUUUUCACGACCAAAAAAUACGGCCACCAAAGUACUGUCACAUUUUCUGCUUGAUGCAGCCUCAAUUCUACCACCACUCAUGUUGAAUGUACAACCUGGCGAUGUUGUUUUUGACGCUUGUGCAGCUCCAGGAGGGAAAAGUUUGAUUCUAUUGCAAAGUCUUCUGCCAAAAACAGUCGUUUGCAAUGAUGUCUCACAGGGCAGAGUUAAUAGGCUUUACAAAUUAUUCUUUCAAUAUCUACCGGAUUUCACCGAGAAAUGGCAAGGUGAUCGGUGCAUCAUACAAAAUCAUGAUAUUCGAGAGGUUAACGAAUUCUCGAAAUACGAUAAGAUUCUCGUCGAUGUACCGUGCUCAAAUGAUCGGCAAUCGGUGACGGAAAAUGAAAACAGCUGGUUCAGAGGUGAUCGACAUAGGGAACGUUUACAAUUGCCCGAAUUACAAGCGGCCAUCCUUGUACAGUGCCUUCAGUUACUCAAACCGGGCGGUUCAUUAGUCUAUUCAACUUGUAGUUUAAGUCCAAUUCAAAACGAUGGUGUUGUUAAUAUGGCUCUAACAAAAGCAUUCACCGAUUACCACAUUACAGCUACUAUCAAAGAUUUGACGAACGUAUUGCAGCCGUUUAAAAAGUUAUUCUACUUCGAAAAUACAAAGAAUUUAAAGUUUGGACAGUUGGUUUUGCCGCAGUUGCCGUGUAACAGUGGGCCAAUGUAUUUUUGUAAAAUUCAACGUAAUGAAAAUUAGAAUAGAAAAUGUUUUUAUCAUUUAAUAUGAAUAAAAUUUUGAAAUGAA
Sitodiplosis mosellana (orange wheat blossom midge) is the source of this 1666-nucleotide messenger RNA. Its product is annotated as 5-methylcytosine rRNA methyltransferase NSUN4. The coding region runs from base 107 to 1618 and encodes 503 amino acids. Gene Ontology annotation, biological process: rRNA methylation. Gene Ontology annotation, cellular component: mitochondrial large ribosomal subunit. The transcript is spliced from 4 exons. Gene Ontology annotation, molecular function: methyltransferase activity. NCBI's taxonomy places the organism in Eukaryota, Metazoa, Arthropoda, Insecta, Diptera, Cecidomyiidae. The record is from RefSeq and is a predicted model, not a curated record.